Camelina sativa (false flax) is the source of this 915-nucleotide messenger RNA. The record is from RefSeq and is a predicted model, not a curated record. NCBI's taxonomy places the organism in Eukaryota, Viridiplantae, Streptophyta, Magnoliopsida, Brassicales, Brassicaceae.
AUAUAUACGUGUGGUUUUGUGUUUGAAAACACAUACACACAUGUUCUUCGUUGCUGCUUCGUUGGGUUAAAACACUUUUUUGUUUUUCUUGCUUUUGCAAAAGUCAAAGCUACCAGAAAGAAAAAAAAAAAAAAACAAGCAAAAUGGAGAAUCUACCUCCUGGUUACCGUCCCAAUGUUGGUGUUUGUCUAAUCAACUCGGAUAAUCUGAUAUUUGUAGCUUCGAGAUUGAAUGUUCCUGGAGCAUGGCAGAUGCCACAGGGAGGCAUUGAAGAUGGGGAGGAUCCAAUGUCAGCAGCCAUGAGAGAGUUACAAGAAGAAACUGGGGUUGUUUCAGCUGAAAUCGUCUCUGAGGUCCCAAAUUGGUUGACAUAUGAUUUCCCACCUGCAGUAAAAGCAAAAGUUAACCGACUAUGGGGCGGUGAAUGGCAUGGUCAAGCUCAGAAAUGGUUUUUAGUGAGACUGAGAAACGAUGAGGACGAAAGAGAGAUCAAUCUAGCAAACAACGAAGCGGAUUCAGAGUUUGCGGAGUGGAAAUGGGCGAAACCGGAAGAAGUUGUAGAGCAAGCAGUGGAUUACAAAAGGCCAACCUACGAAGAAGUCAUCAAGACUUUUGGUUCCUUCUUGAACGAUACAGGAAGAGCUGCUAAAUGUAAAUCAGCCAAGUGGUAAUAUAUAUAAGAAACACUAAAAUCAAUGUUUGCCUUUUUAUAAUUUUUGUAAACUGUUGUUUUAUCUUUUUUGGGGGGGGUUCUUUUUAGUAGAACCCUUUUUGGAAUGCAAAAGCUUUCUCUAGGGGUUUCUUUUACUUUUCAUUUUUGUAAAUUGGUUGGUUAUUGGUACAUGGUACUAGAAGGUUUUGGUUUUUUCCUUUUUUAACAUGGGGUCAUUGUAAUAAAAUCUUUGUUUGGAUUCA